Ostrinia furnacalis (Asian corn borer) is the source of this 4935-nucleotide messenger RNA. RefSeq names its product iroquois-class homeodomain protein mirror (gene mirr). Gene Ontology annotation, cellular component: nucleus. NCBI's taxonomy places the organism in Eukaryota, Metazoa, Arthropoda, Insecta, Lepidoptera, Crambidae. Gene Ontology annotation, molecular function: RNA polymerase II cis-regulatory region sequence-specific DNA binding; DNA-binding transcription factor activity, RNA polymerase II-specific. The coding region runs from base 489 to 1703 and encodes 404 amino acids. Gene Ontology annotation, biological process: neuron differentiation; regulation of transcription by RNA polymerase II; cell development. The record is from RefSeq and is a predicted model, not a curated record. The transcript has 5 exons.
AGCGUCACUCACACAGGCGUCCGUGUGCGUGUGCGCGCCGAGAAGGACGGCCGAGGCGAGAGCAGGACGGCGGCGCCAAUUACUAUCACCUGGCGGGCAGCUACCGCAUUACCCACUGCCGCCGCGCGCGCGACCACGCGCCCGCUGCACCACGCGGCCGCUCCGCUCCUGUGACGCUCCGUUGGCACCCCGAGUCUGCACUUCAAUCGAUAUUCGCGAGCGCGGCCGGCUACCGUUGCGAGUGCACCCUGCUCUGCUCUCGCUCGUCUCGGGAAUGCACCGCGAACGGCCCGCUCUCGGGGAACAGUGCCGCCGCGACAACAUGCGACUGUGAAGUGUGUGCGGACAGUGACACAGACAAUAUACUCGAUACGUGCUUAUUUACAAGUUUAACGGCAAGUUUCAUUGUGAAAAAUGACAUCCCAAUUCGCCUUCAGAGGAUCUCCACCGAAUCAGCCUCCAACAGUCCGCCGCCGGCGCAGGCGGGGAUGAGCGGUGGCGCAGGCGGCGCGAGCGGCGCGGCGCGGCCCAGCUCGCCGGCGCCCGCGGCCUCGCGCUGCUGCGACACCGGCCGCCCCAUAUUCCAGGACCCCAUUACUGGCCAGACGGUUUGCUCGUGCCAGUACGAGUUCCUCAACUAUCAGAGGCUCGCGUCCGGCGUGCCGCUGUCCAUGUACAGCGCGCCGUACUCCGACGCAGCUGCUGCCACCGCCGCUGGCAUGGCGGCCUACUUCCCGGCUCUUGCCGGUGAUCAGCCACCAUUCUACCCGAAUGCUGCGGCAGGGAUCGAGUUAAAAGAGAACCUGGCUGCAAGCGCAGCAAGCUGGCCUUAUCCCACUGUUUAUCACCCGUACGAUGCGGCGUUUGCUGGAUACCCCUUUAAUGGGUACGGGAUGGAUCUCAAUGGUGCCAGGAGGAAAAAUGCGACACGCGAAACAACAAGCACACUCAAGGCGUGGCUUAACGAGCACAAAAAGAAUCCAUACCCCACAAAGGGAGAGAAGAUUAUGCUCGCUAUCAUCACUAAAAUGACGCUGACGCAAGUGUCGACGUGGUUCGCCAACGCGCGCCGUCGCCUGAAGAAGGAAAACAAGAUGACGUGGGAACCGAGAAACAGGGUCGAUGAUGAUGACAAUAAUAAUGAUGACGACGACCACAAGAGCAAUGAUGGAAAGGAUGCUCUGGAUGGAAAGGACUCUGGCACCGGUUCAAGCGAAGACGGCGACCGGCCUCAACAAAGGUUAGAUUUAUUAGGACAAAGAACUGAAUCCGAAUGGUCUGAAUCACGCGCAGACAGCGGUCCCGAGUCCCCAGAGCCGUACGAGAGGCCAAUUCACCCCGCUUACCAGCACUUACCGUCCCGAGCUCCACCGGGCAGCACGCCCGCUUCUGCGAAGCCCAGAAUAUGGUCUCUGGCGGACAUGGCCAGCAAAGACGGUGAAACCCCGACGCCGCCCACGUCGGCUUCAGCGUUCUACCAGUCCGCAGCGGCGGCCGCAGCAGCCGCCCGCCUGGCGCACCCGUACAGCAGGCCGGAGCUGUACCGCGGCCUGUACCACCCGACGCACCCCGCGGACGUGGCCCUGCUGGAGUACUCGCGGUCGCUGGCGCUGUCGGCGCCCGCACCCGCCCCGCCCGCGCCCUCGCCGUCCUCCUCCUCCACCUCCUCGCUGGCCGAGCCGCCGCCGCCGCCUCGUGCCUGACCACUAGCUCCCCGCCCGCCGCUGGCGCAUCGACAAUAAACGCGAUCUCCCGAAGAGUGCCGCGAGGGCCUUCCCACUUGUAAAUAGUGAUUAUUAGUUUAAAAAUAUAAAUAUGUAUACAUACCUACAUAUACGUGAUAAUUAUUAUGCACCGGUAGAGAAGCUUAGAUUUGUGAUAGUGGACACAUGGAGCGGUGCACGCUCGACGGCCGCCCGCCGUGAGGUUGACAACUCGCAAACGACGUCGGCGCUGCGCUCGCGCCGACCGACCGACAAUACUAGGUGCUAAUACAAGUUGGACCUUGCGACAUGUUGCAGUAGUUAUUAUUGAAAGUGGUUAAUCGAAGUGAUUUAAUUCAAAAAUAGGUAUUAUUAUGUGUUACGUUUCUAAUAGAAAAUCGACACUGUGUUAGAUUAUUUGUAUGUAGAAUGUAAAUUAUUAUUUUGAAAAUAUCCUCUUCACGUUUAGUGCCUAAUUACGUCCAAUGUUUUACUAUUGUUUGAUAGUUUCAUAAAAAUAUCUUACAUUCGAAUUUUAAUAUUUAUUCAUACGAGGUCAGUAGUUGUAACAAGCUUCUAAUAAUAAGUUUAAUCCACAAAUUUUAUCAAUAUUAGAUUUGUGAAAAUCUGUAUAGUUAUUUUCUAGUCAGAAGACUAUUUUGUCUGUGUUAACAUUACAAUAAUAUGUUUGACAUGUAAUAUCAGUCGUGUACAUCUUAACUUUUAUGCAUUUUACUAUUAACCAGGAUGUAUAGGGCUGGUGACGGUUCUAAAGUAUAGUGUAGUAUAGUAAUAUGAUACAAAAUACUAAUUCACCGUUCCCACAGUAUCUUAAUACAUGUGCAUCUUAAAAAAUACAUGUGGCCGUUAAGCAUUCGGUCUAUUCUCAUUACGUCAAAUAUUUUAAUAUCGCGCCUAUCUUUAAGGGUGAGAAUACCUUAACUUUGGUUUCAAAUCACAGGUAUUUAAAAAUAUACGUACAUACAUUUCUACAACAAAAAAAAAACACUCAAUAACUCGGUUCUGUUGUUUUUAGUUUUAAAGUCCUUUAUCUUUAUAAUCGUUCUUUACUUGAAAAUAAUACUAUACCUACUGUUUUGGUACCCUUUUGGUGAAUAAUUCACUUUACUGCAAUUUGUCGUGAUUAUGAAAGACUUGUAGAAUUAAUUUCAAAAACUCAGACUACUAUUUUCCUUAUUAUACAGAACCUGAAAUGAGAAUGAAAAAAAUAAUUAUCUCCGUGUCCCAUCAAUAAUAAAAUGACACAUUAUCUUUAACUUAACACUCAUUAUGUUUAUAUACAAUUAUCUGAAAAUGUUCAUUACUAUAAUUGCCUACACUUUUUAAACAAGCGUCAUGGGACCAAAAUGUGGGAAUGUGAAGGUAUUUUAUGCAAAAUAAUCCUUGCUGUUUUCGAGUUCUUAUCAAAUUGAUGUUAUUAACCUAUUGCUUCUGCAGUACCAGCCCUCAUACAGGUUCCUCAAUUAGACUUGUAUCUCCAAAAUGAGUUGAAUAUACUUAUCUAAGUCUAAAAUGGCCUUGUAUAAUUGUAAAAGUUAAAUUAAUGUAAAGUUAUACGAUUAUUCAUGAUUUGUUUUCUAAACAUUGUAAAAUAUUUUCUUUAAUAUUGUAGAGACUGAAAGUCCAAAACUGAGUCUAUAGUUUUGUACAUAAAUGUCACUGUUGUAAGUAUAAAUGUAAUGAUAUCGUGAAUAUUUAAGAGAGGUAAAUGCAAUAAAUUUUCUGUAUUAGCAGUCUUUUAAUGUACAUAAUUAAAACGCGGAUGGGAGACGUUAAUCUUCAAUGUAGUAAUUGUAAACAACGAAAGCAUGUCCAAAUGAAAAUAACUGUAACUACUUCGUUCCUUUUAUUUACACGUCUGCUACUUAAUACUGUGUGAUCAUGUUCUAGUAAUAUAUCUAUUGUUAGAAGAAGUAUGUGCGUAGAAAUACGAAGGUUUUCUUCAUGUUCGUUUCUUAAAAUACUUGUUCGUGUCGUAACUCAGCGUUUAUUUCAGCAUUGUUAAUUUAUUAGUAACACGUAUUGUUAUUAACCGUCUUAAACGUCUUUUGACCGUUCCCAGAAAGGUGUGUGAAUAGAUGCAAUAAAAUUGAAUACAGAAGUAAUUACAGUUUUUUAUUUCACUACUCUACUUUCAGCCUUCUUUUAUAAUUGUGGAUAGUAACUCAUCAAUAUCUGAUACCACAAAGGCCAUACAGAGUUACCCACAUUUACAAUUAUAUCAAUUACUAAUAAAUUACAAAUCAUAUUUAUUUAAAAAAAAAUGUGUAUUAAUAAAUGAUAUGCCGACAUAAUAAAGGUGUCCCUAACCUUGGAGCCUUUGCCUGCAAUGUAUCGCUAUAAAGUACAACAAUCGCAUCUGAAAUUUUACGUUACAGGCGAAUGCUCCAGCACGUUUUUAACAUUAUUAGUUGAAAACUAUUUAGGUAUACAUAUUAAAAACGUAUGUUGUCAAAAAUUAAGGACAUUUUAUUAAAUCGAUUUUCAGUAUGAAAACAUACACGAGUAAAUAUAAUGAUCCUUUUCUGAAAAAAGUUUUUAAGACCGAUGAAUUUAACACAAAUUCAAUAAUAACGUUUCAAAACAUUUUAAUCACAUAUAUUAAUACACACAGGCAAGGUAUUAAAAAUAGUAGGAUACAUAUGAUAGCAAUUGAUCAAUAGAAUUAUCACUUUACCUACGUCAUUCUUGGGUAACUUUGAAUAAUAAGAUUUUAUGCAUCAGGUCCAGUUACAGUGCAUAUUUUUUUUAUAAUUAGCUUAAUUUAUAGAAAUCAUGAAAAGUCAAAGUUACCCAAGGUGUAAGUACCAUGGUAUUAAAAAUAGUAGGAAUAUGAUAGCAAUUGAUCCAUAUUAUCACUUUACUUACGUCAUUCUUGGGUAACUUUGAAUAAUAAGAAUUUAUGCAUCAGGUCCAGUUACAGUGCAUAUUUUUUUCCAAAUUAGCUGAAUUUACAGAAAUCGUGAAAAGUCAAAGUUACCUAAGGUGUACGUACCUACCCAUUGUUAAAAAGUUGCAGUUACAUUCGAGCUAAUGUUCAGAUUCAAUGAAACUAGUAUAGGUUUCUUGGUGCCAGGACUCUUUUGACAAAUAUACCAGCAAUUAAAAAAAUCUAAAAAGGUACCUAAGUAGAUGACAUCAUCAUAUAUACUCAACAUCAAAUAAACCGCACCUUCCGCGACGCGAACUUUAACGAUUUUCUUCUGACACA